Molecule: messenger RNA, 2611 nt
Organism: Artibeus jamaicensis (Jamaican fruit-eating bat)
Lineage: Eukaryota; Metazoa; Chordata; Mammalia; Chiroptera; Phyllostomidae
Gene: SRRM4
Product: serine/arginine repetitive matrix 4
Exons: 13
Coding region: 360-2177 (605 amino acids)
Biological process (GO): neuron maturation; mRNA processing; regulation of RNA splicing
Cellular component (GO): nucleus
Molecular function (GO): mRNA binding
Source: RefSeq, a predicted model, not a curated record
CGCGCCUGAGCUCACACGCGCACGCACGCACAGAGACGACCCCGCCGCCGCCUCUCUCUCCCGGCGCCGCCGAGAAAGCCAGCCUUCCCUUCCCUAACUGGGGCGCGGAAGCUCGGGAAGCUCAGAGCGCAGCCCAGAGCCAGCCCAGGAGCGGAAGAAAGCCAGAGGACAAGCCUUCUUUUCCCCCUGACUGCCGGGCUGAGGCGCCCCAUCCCCCGCCCUGAACCCCGAUCUUUCCCACCCCAGCUCUCUGGGUUUCGGGCGGACGGACAGAGCCCCGAGCCCCGUGCGCCCCGGUUUGGAAUAGACGUUUCAGCACUUCGGACAGCGCCUGGGCGUCUGUCCCCUUUGCGUUGGCUAUGGCGAGCGUUCAGCAAGGCGAGAAGCAGCUUUUUGAGAAGUUCUGGCGAGGUACCUUUAAAGCUGUGGCCACCCCACGUCCUGAGAGUAUCAUUGUCGCCAGUAUUACAGCCCGCAAGCCGCUGCCCAGGACAGAAGCCCAGAGCAGCCCCAUGGUUCCGGUUCAGGACGGACCCUCGGAAAAGCUGAGCCAGCAUCUAGCCACUGAGGCCUUGGGCACCAACAGCUGGGAGAGAGACAAGGCCUGCCAGGAGCUCAGUCCCGCCAGAGCACGCAGUGCCUCCCGAGACAAGAAGUUGACGCCACCGCCUUCCUCCAGGGGGAAGAAGAAAAAGAAGAAAUCCGCCAGGAAGAAGAGAAGGAGGUCCCCGUCAUAUAGCCCAUCACCUGUCAAGAAAAAGAAGAAGAAAAGUUCCAAGAAACAUAAGCGACACAGGUCAUUCUCCAAGAAGAGAAGGCACAGCUCCUCCAGCCCAAAAAGCAAAAGAAAGGAAGAGAAGAGGCACAAAAAACAGUCGCGAAGCCGGCCCCGAAAGUCUCACCGCCACCGCCGUCACCACUGCCCCUCGCGAUCCCAGAGCUCAGAGUCGCGGUCCUCAAGCUGUGAGAACAGGCACCGCGGCCGGUCCCCCGAGGAAGGGCGGAAGUCUCGCCAAAGGCACUCCCGCCGCUGCUCCAAGACCCUCGGCAAGGCCAGCCCCGAGGCCCGGUCCGGCCCCCCACCCAGCCAGCCCCUCCAGAUGCUCAGCCUCCUGCCGGCCAGCGGUGUAAUCACUGGGUCGGGGUCUGCUGCUGACCUCUUUACCAAAACAGCCAGCCCGCUCACCACCUCCCGCGGACGCUCCCAGGAGUACGACUCCGGCAACGACACUUCGUCGCCACCCUCGACGCAGAUCAGCUCGGCCAGGUCUCGGGGUCAGGAGAAGGGGAGCCCCAGUGGGGAACUCAGCAAGAGCCGGGACCUCAACAGUGGCAACACCUCUGAUUCAGGGAACUCCUUUACCACCUCCUCACCCCAGAACAAGGGGACCACUUUGGAGAGUCUCUCACCCACCAGCAGGGGCAGAGAGCCAAGAGCACCGCAGUCGCCGUGCCUGGGCUGCGCCGAGGUGAAGAAGUCCGGUGUGGUCCCCUCCCCAGCUCGGAGCUCCCCCGUGAGAGGACGCUCCCGCAGCUCCUCCUGUGCCAGCGCCCGCUCCUCCAGCCUCUCCUCCCGGUCCCCCAACCCCAGGGCCUCCCCCAGGUACACCCGGAGCCGGUCCACCUCCUCCGGGAAAAGGUCCUACUCCCGCUCACCCAGCUACUCCUCCAAGUCUGGCAAGAGAAGCCCACCCAGCAGAAGCUCUCGAUCCCGCAGAAGCCCCAGCUACUCCCGCUACAGUCCCAGCAGGGAGCGGGACCCCAAGUACAGUGAGAAGGACUCGCAGCAGCGGGAGCGCGAGCGAGCGCGCCAGAGACGGAGGUCCUACUCGCCCAUGCGGAAGCGCCGGAGAGACUCCCCGAGCCACCUGGAGGCGCGGAGGAUAACCAGCGCCCGGAAACGCCCCAUCCCCUACUACCGGCCCAGCCCCUCUUCCUCCAGUGGCCUCAGCAGCGCCUCCUCCUGGUACAGCAGCAGCAGCAGUCGCUCAGCCAGCCGCAGCUACUCGCGCAGCCGCAGCUACUCCCGCAGCCGCAGCCGCACCCGGAGCCGGAGCAGGACCCGCACGAGCAGCAGCUCCAGCUCCCGCAGCCCCAGUCUGGGCUCCCGGAGCCGGAGCCGAAGCCGGAGCAGAAGCUACAGCUCAGCAGGCAGCUAUUCCAGCACCAGGCGCUAAGCAAGGGCCCUCCCCUGAGCCAGCUGCCUGGGGGGGCGGGGCCCUAUCUUUGGGCCAGCCUCCCCCACCCUGCCUUCUCCUUGGUGACAGACACUGAGGGCCCCUGGACCCUGUCCUUUCUGUUCUCCUGCGGAGGAGCAAAAGAGGGUACAAGCUGCUAAGAGCCUCCACCAGCACCACCCUGAGGCUCAUCUCAGGCCUGGGCAUAUGAAGAGAAACACCCACUGUCUGUUGGCACAAAAAAAAACCCCUCAAGGUUUUGUAAGAAGGAAUGGGUCCGUGACUCCAACCUUUGGGCCUGGCCAGGAAGAUGUACAUGGUUCCGCUCACACACUGCUCCCAGGCUGCAUCUGGAAGGGCAGGGCUAACUCAUCCCACCCGCCCUCCUCCCCUCAGUCUUGUGGCUGCAUGUCCGUGGACCCAUCCCUCAUGGG